AUGCCCCAAAUCAACCUAGAAAUCCCCAUCUUCUCCCCCUCCUCCGCCUCCUCCGCCCUCUCCCACGGCGCCACCCGCCUCGAGCUCAACGCCCCGGGCUCCUACCCCGCCGGCGGCCUCACCCCACCCCUAUCCGCCCUCGCCUCCCUCCUCUCCUCCUCCUCCUCCUCCCGGUCCCUCCCCAUCGACGCCAUGCUCGCCAGCAUCCGCCACUUUAAAGCAUCAGGGCUCCUCGACCCCUCCCGCGGCGACGGCUUCGUCUUCGGCAUCCUCCGCCCCUCCUCCUCCUCCUCCUCUGCCGCCGUUGUACUAGACUCCGACGCCAACGCCAGGCUCGUUACCGAAGCCAAGCCCUUUGGCUGCACUUUCACCGCGCCUUCGACUCCCUCCUCGCCCGACCACAUCGACGCCCUCCUCGCCUGCGGCUUCGACGCCGUCCUUACCUCGGGCGGGCCCGGCAAUGCCUCCGACAACCUCGCCCGCCUUGGCGACCUCAUUCGCGCCGCCGCCGGACGCCUUGAUGUGCUCAUUGGCGGCGGAGUGAGGGCCUCGGGCGCCGCCGCUCUUCUCGAAGCCGCGGGGGCCGCGAACCGCGUCUGGCUCCAUAGCUCGUGUAUCGGGGCUGGGGAAACGGACGAGGUCGAUGCGGGAGAGGUCGCGGCCCUAGUUGAGGUCAUCGGAGAGGCUGUCCUUGGCUCGAAACAAGGAUGA
Molecule: messenger RNA, 711 nt
Organism: Parascedosporium putredinis
Lineage: Eukaryota; Fungi; Ascomycota; Sordariomycetes; Microascales; Microascaceae
Source: the annotation of a GenBank genome assembly